Nicotiana tabacum (common tobacco) is the source of this 1449-nucleotide messenger RNA. RefSeq names its product serine/threonine-protein kinase STY13-like. Gene Ontology annotation, molecular function: ATP binding; protein serine/threonine kinase activity. Gene Ontology annotation, biological process: protein phosphorylation. The record is from RefSeq and is a predicted model, not a curated record. Lineage: Eukaryota; Viridiplantae; Streptophyta; Magnoliopsida; Solanales; Solanaceae.
GAUACUCCGCACUCCUAGUAGUCCUAGUCCUACACUCCACAUUCACAGGGUUCUCAUACGUACACAUAGACACACACUUCUUCUUUUUUUCUCUUUAUCUGUGCUGUAAUGCAACAGCUGCUGCUUAACAGCUAUGGUGGAUACAAAAGAUUUUCUCAAUCUUGAACCUUCUCUCUCUAACCCAUUUGGGAAAUUUUCUGACAUUGAUGAUUUUUGUGCUCAAAAUGUUGUCCACAUUGACAAGAAGCUACUCAUCGAUCUACACCAGCUUUCUAUUGGUCCUUUGCUCAGUGAAGGUCCCUAUUCACUCGUUUAUGAAGGAUUAUAUAAAUCCAUGCCUGUUGCAAUAAAAGUAAUACAGCCAGACAGAUCCGCAAAUGUGAGUCCCGAGCGGAAAGAAAAAUUUCAGAGGGAGGUCCUUUUGCUAUCUAAAGUGAAGCAUGACAACAUUGUGAAGUUUAUUGGUGCAUCCAUGGAACCAGCAUUGAUGUUAGUUACAGAGCUAAUGAGCGGUGGAACCCUUCAGAAGUACUUAUGGAGCAUCCGACCACAUUCUCCAGAUCUGAAACUUUCUCUAAGUUUUGCGUUGGGAAUCUCUCGAGCAAUGGAGUAUUUGCAUGCAAUUGGCAUUAUUCACCGCGAUUUGAAGCCAAGUAACUUGCUCCUCACAGAAGACAAGACAAAAGUUAAACUAGCUGACUUUGGGUUAGCUAGGGAGGAGGCGGACUCUGAAAUGACAACAGAAGCUGGUACAUACCGCUGGAUGGCUCCGGAGAUGUUCAGCAUUGACCCGAUCAAGAUUGGAGUGAAGAAACACUACAAUCAUAAAGUGGAUGUCUACAGUUUCUCAAUGGUUCUGUGGGAGCUUCUCACCAACAGCACUCCGUUUAAGGGAAGAAGCAACAUUAUGGUGGCAUAUGCUACAGCUACGAAAUUGCGUCCUAGCAUGGAUAACAUUCCGAGGGAGAUAGAACCCCUUCUUAGCUCUUGCUGGGCAGAGGAUCCAGCAGACCGACCAGAAUUUGAGCAAAUAUCAGAUUUCAUCGCAAACAUUCUUCGUGAUAUGUGCACCUCAGAGACAACUUCUCUGAAUUUGUUUGAGAUGGAGAAUCCGACAAGUAAAGAGUUGGCCAAUUCUCCUGGCACAAAUUAUUUGAUGGACAGGGAUGCAGAAACUAGCAAGAAAAAAACAAGGAGUUCAUGUUGUUGCUUCAUGACUGCCUAUGAUGACUCUCUCUGAUAGGUAGAGUGACUUUUUCUUAGGAUAUAUGAUUAGGUGUAAAUAAUUGAUUGACUUCCCGUCUUUUUUCGCCAAUUUUAUGAUAUAUAGAACAGACUUCAAAACCUCACAUUGUUCUCCAAAUACACCAUCAUUGUAGACAUUGUACAGAAAGCAAAUAGAAUGUUUAGAAUAGAACAGAAAUAUGAAAGGAGCAUGACUCAGGUCAA